This is a messenger RNA of Colletotrichum higginsianum IMI 349063, 1131 nucleotides long. Its product is annotated as Integral membrane protein. The record is from RefSeq and is a predicted model, not a curated record. The transcript has 3 exons. Bases 1 to 1131 code for a protein of 376 amino acids. Lineage: Eukaryota; Fungi; Ascomycota; Sordariomycetes; Glomerellales; Glomerellaceae.
AUGGCCGAAUCACAGAGUGGCACCGUCGUCACCGUGGCCGUGGUCUUCGCCGUCCUCACCUUCAUCGUCAUAGCCCUCCGCGUCUGGGCCCGCGCCAUCCUCGUGCGGUCUUUCGGCCCCGAUGACGUCCUCAUCAUCUUCGCCGCCCUCUUGUCAUGGGCUUUCAUCGCGGCCACGAUCCGCGCCACGCAUCUGGGGCUAGGGUCGCACAUUGCUCACGUCAUGGAACGCGGGACCGACAACUUCGUCAUGUAUCUGCAGACGGUGUGGCUGUCGUCCAUCUUCUACAACGCGUGCCUAGGCUUCGUCAAGGUUUCCGCCCUGGCGCUCUAUAUGCGCCUCGGUGACUUCACGCUGCGCAAGCUGGCCGCCGUGAUGCUCGGCGUCGUGGGCUGCCAGGCCGGCGCCAACGUGCUCGUGUGCAUCUUCCAGUGCAGCCCCGUGCAGGCCGCGUACGACAUCGCCAUCCUCGCCGCCGAUAAGAAAUGCAUUGACAUCAAUGCCUUCUACCUCGCCAACGCCGCCGUCAACAUUCUCACCGACAUCCUCACCUACACGCUUCCCAUCCCGCUGGUCAUCAAGCUGCAGGUGCCCAAGCAGCAAAAGGUCGGGCUGGGUGUGAUCUUGUGCCUCGGUCUCUUCGCCUGCAUCUCCUCCAUCAUCCGCAUCACCUUCAUUCCCGACAUGCUCGUCAACGAAGACGCCACCUGGGCCAUAUCGCAGCCCAUGUACUGGUCCGUCAUCGAGACCAACAUCGGCAUCCUCGCAGCAUCCAUCCCGAGCAUGAAGGUCAUCGCCAAGCGUUACGCCCCUCGCCUGCUGGGCACCUCGUCCAACGGCCACGGAAGCGCCAGCAACGGCCGGCAGAGCGGGUUCCGCAUGAUGAGCGGCAGCAACAACAUCAAAUCGAGCAGCAACGGCGAAAAGGCUGGUACCGCCUUGCGCAGCUUAUCCAAGGGCGGCUUCAAUACCAAGAUCGACCACGGCGACGUCGACAACAGCAGCGAGGAAGCUCUCAACCACCCGCCUUCCGGCAAGAUUCGCGUGCAGACCCAGGUCAGCAUGCAAUACGACGAGGGUAGCGACGUGGGCGACAGCAAACAGCCGUUUCAAAAGCGUAGCGGGUUCUAA